CCUUUGUUUCGGACUAGAAAUAACACUCAUCUGGCGCAUUGCUUUGUGGGUGUGCGCGGCGAAGUAAAAUGGCGGACUUGGCAAACGAAGAUAAGCCUGCCAUAGCCCCUCCAGUGUUUGUCUUUCAGAAAGAUAAAGCACAGAAGCGAUCAGCCGAUGGAUCGAGUGCAGAAGACGGAGAGGAUUCGGAACGGGAGGAGAGUGAUUACUGUCCUCCAGUCAAGAGAGAAAGAACAUCAUCUUUAACACAGUUUCCUCCGUCUAACUCAGUUUCGAAGAAUAAUGUGUUCAUGCCGUCAAGUUUCUGCCAGUCUCCUACUGGGAACUCCGACUCAGAGCCAGGUGAGGUGUUGUGUUUUGCUUACUUAAAACUACAGUCUCACACA
Molecule: messenger RNA, 386 nt
Organism: Clupea harengus (Atlantic herring)
Lineage: Eukaryota; Metazoa; Chordata; Actinopteri; Clupeiformes; Clupeidae
Gene: ranbp3b
Product: ran-binding protein 3-like
Exons: 5
Biological process (GO): protein export from nucleus
Source: RefSeq, a predicted model, not a curated record